UCCUCGCUGGAACUACUCGAUGUGGGAUGACCCUGUUCACACAUACGCGGUUACGAAUUUGGUAAACAUAACAAUCGAAGCCUGCAAAGAGGAACAAGCCGAUGGGAUUGUAGUCUGAAGCUCACAUUCCCUUAUCGGGUAAUGGCUACUCUCUUUCAGGAGAUUGUGAUCGAGGUCAAUUGUCUCAAUAAGUUCGAACGGCAUCGGAUUUACUUAACAAUCGAGCGUUGUCCCAACCUGAGUGCUAGAGGGUGGCUCUUCAAGCAUUCCCAAACUUCGUGGACGCAAUCAAUUCGGUCGUUGAACCCAAAAUUCCCACGCAAGUUGGUCACGUCGUUGUCCUUCGUCUACCCGCCACGACACGACGCGGUGCACUUUGAAUGGAGACUACUUUUAUCCCCCGAGUAUUGUCCAAGAGGCCUAAAGUUGCAUCUUCAGGGCAGAUUGUCUCGGUGCCUCAAGAGGAUAGCGGCGCCGUUCAAGUGGCGCCUAUCUCUAACAUCAGGCCGGAUGAAAAGCACCCUGACGUUCGUGGAAAUACCAAAGGCAAGAAAGCCCAGGAGGGAUACCUCUCCGACCUUGAAGUCUUAAGUCUUUUGGAACUUAGCCUUUCGGAUUACGCGCUCUGCGUUGACAUUGAAACUCGACUCUUCAUAAAAUACUCCGAGGAUGGAUAUCUUCCCCUCGAGCAGAUAAUUACCAGAAGUCCAUAUUUCCAACAAGCUCUGUCUCGAUCCCACACAAAGCACCCUGUGCGGCUCCCCCCUCAAAUAUCCAUAAUUCGUGCUAUCCGAACUUCGCCCAUGAACGAGCUGCUUGAUGUUCGCGUGCUCCUAUCGGAGCCAACGCCCUGGCCAGCCGGUUCCUCGUCCUCAAGAGGCGGGGAAGAGGGGGAUGAUGGCGGCUUUGAGAUACGAAGAAAGGACUGGGAGAAUAUUGACCAGACCCUGCAAGGCGUGACAAAGGAAGGGUGGGAUACCCAGAGUGUCUAUGUUGAAAAUGUUCCUCUGCAUAUCCGAACCAUCCCUAAAAUCCAUCGUUUCGUCACUGGAUUGCUCUGCGCGAACGCUCCAAACUCAGCGGUUUCCUCAAAAGUCAACGCAGAUGACCCUUCGCCAUUGUUUUCGAUACAACAUAUUGCGACACACGCGGGUGCCCACGAGUCCGGUGCCCAAAGCUACGCGAAGAAAGACAAAUGCUAUGGCUAUGCGUUUAUUACAUUCAAAGAGAGGCGAAUAGGAGAGAGAUUGCUGAGUGAAUGGCCCUGGAGUUUCUCGGAAUCCCGCGACCACUACAGGGCUGGCAAAAUUUUAGCUGUGUCUGAUGAAGUGACGGAGGCUUUGAGAUACAGCUUCCGGACACUUUCAAAAUCCCGAUGGUUGCAGCUUAAGGACGAGUAUCUAAAGCAGAUGACAGAGGCACUCUCCCAAGAAUCGGCAUUGCCACUUCAGGCAGUCCCCGAGGAAUGUACUCGCAAUUCCGCUCAGUCUAAAAUCGUUGCUACUCCGGAACCAGAUCCCCCAACGCGAAUCCAGACACCUCCCCCGCCGAACUAUCCAAUAGGUUGUCUCCUCUUCGUGAAGAACCUCCACCCAGAAACAAACAAAACCACACUAAGAGAGCUCUUCUCGGCGGUCCUCAGGGACGCACCGCCGAAGGGCCAAUUCUCUCCGAUCGAUUAUGUAGACUACACAAAGAAGCUAGACACGUGCUACCUUCGCUUAUCGGAUUCAUCAUACUCUUCUAUGAUACAGUCUUACUUUGCAUCCAAUUUGGUGUAUCAAUCUUCGGGUACCGAUAGUGCUGGGAAUAAAGCUACUGCCGAUACUCCAUCUUCGCGGAAGCUGAUCCAAGCGGAAAUAGUAAGCGGGAGGAAAGAACGAAUCUACUGGGAGAAAGUUCCGGAGAAGCUAAGGAUGUCGGCGAUCAGGAAAGCCAAUACUGCUGCUGAAAAGCCUCUAGGGGGUGCGGAGGGGGCCAAUGGCCAGAACGAUCCGAAGUCGAGAAAAAGGAAGAAAUGACGCCUGGCAGUCCCGUUUGCAAUGCUGGGUGUAUGCUAGUGUGUCAUAAAUAUUCCUCUGAUGUCCACGGAAACAGUGAUAGCAUUGGUGUGUUGAUUGCAUAUGCACAAAUCUCAUUCUCCGCUGCUGACGGCACAAUUUUGCGUGACGAGGAAUCCUUGGUUAAAUAAGCGCCAAUGUGACUGGUGACAAGUCACGGUUGUUCUAUCACACAUCACGCAAGUGCGAUCGACUCUUUGACCAGUCGACGCGUCAGUUAUUC
Messenger RNA from Cantharellus anzutake, 2283 nucleotides. RefSeq lists its product as uncharacterized. Gene Ontology annotation, biological process: telomerase catalytic core complex assembly. Gene Ontology annotation, molecular function: telomerase RNA binding. The record is from RefSeq and is a predicted model, not a curated record. The transcript has 5 exons. Lineage: Eukaryota; Fungi; Basidiomycota; Agaricomycetes; Cantharellales; Hydnaceae. Bases 381 to 2021 code for a protein of 546 amino acids.